Messenger RNA from Rotaria sp. Silwood1, 268 nucleotides. NCBI's taxonomy places the organism in Eukaryota, Metazoa, Rotifera, Eurotatoria, Philodinida, Philodinidae. The record is from the annotation of a GenBank genome assembly.
AUGCAUUACGACGAUUAUGAUCAUAUCAUACCAGCUAUUGGUAUUCGAUACAGAUAUCCCAAUGAAUAUGAUCCAGAUGAUAUACUAAUCUAUUAUGAUCUUUACUCACCAAGAGCAUUUGAAAAAUCUUUAAGUGAAGAAACCAUGGCUUCGACCAGGGCAGGGAUGACAACAAACACAGAUAUUCAUGGUGAACGUAUACCGUUAAUUGUAAGUAUCAAUCUAUUUUAGACAUAGAGAGUCUAAUUUUUCAUUGCAAGAGUUGAAA